This is a messenger RNA of Paramecium tetraurelia, 1392 nucleotides long. RefSeq lists its product as uncharacterized. Lineage: Eukaryota; Ciliophora; Oligohymenophorea; Peniculida; Parameciidae. The record is from RefSeq and is a predicted model, not a curated record. The transcript has 2 exons.
AUGUCCUAACAGAAAAAUCAAAAGAAUAUUGUGGUAUACAAUUAUGAACCUCAUCCAAAGACUUUGACUGAAUAAGUUACCAAUAUUCAAUAAUCUCAAAUACAGCCUGACGAUUCGCCCUUCAAUGUUUCUAAGAUAUUGAAAGUUAAACAAUAACAAAGCAACAUCUUUCAUCUCCCUUAGUAGGAUCUUGUAGAUUACAGUAAAGUCACCCCAAAUUAAAAUGCAGAAAAAAUCUUGCCAUUUGACAUGUUCUGGUGGAAUAGUUAAAAUUUAAAAGAAAACAAGAAAACAGAUGCCAAUAAUCCCAUUAUUCCUAAUGUGCACAUGAUUUAAAGCAGACCUUAAACUGCCGCUUAGCAAAGAGUGAGUACAGAGUCCCACAAUUAAAAACUAACUGAAUAACAAUUCCUUCAAAUUUAACAAUAGCAAUACUAAUAAUUUUUGCAAUUAUAAUAACAAUAACAACAAAAGCCUUAAUAAUAAUAAUAGUUAUAACAAAUUGAUUAAUAAUAAUAGAAUCCAAAUCCAAAUCCAUAUGAUAUAAUAAAAGAGCAUAACCUCAUGAUUGAAACUGCAUCAUUUGCAGUACAAGAUAAUAAUAAUUAAUCAUUAUAAUAAUAAUAAUCUAAUUAGUUGUAGAAUCCAGCUAAAGUAUAUGAUAAAGUGAACAAUCCAAAUACUGAGUUGAAAUAAAAAAAUCCCAAUUUCUCUGAUGUUUUUGGAAAUGGUCUGGAAAAAUAUUAUCAAUAAAAACCAUAACAAAAUAGUGGAAGAAAACAAUAAGUUGAAUACAUGUAAGAAAGUGAGCUUUAUGGGGCUAAAUAUCAUUAAAGAUAAAUGCUAAAGGGUAUGAGUUCUUAAAUGGAUACACACAAAUAUUACGAUCAAAUGUUAGAUAAACAAAAUCAGGAUUAAAUUAAAUCAAAGCAACCAAAAAGUAAAUCGCAGUCUCCUUAAGCUUCGCCUGGUAAGAAUCUAGAAUAAGAUGAGAAAUUGUUUCCCAAACCAUAAUACACUGAAAUGAGUAUCAGAGGUAUGGGAAAGGAAAUCAAUUGGGAAAAGUUGAGUACACAAUUAAAUGCUGUUUAAAUGCAAUUAGCAGAUAUUACUGUUGUGAAAGACAAGCAAGGAAAGAUCAAGCAACACAAGAUAAUAAUAAAAUAUUUUGAUUAAGGAAAUUUAUAAGGUGUUAAAUAAUGGGUUCUCACAUAAGGAGGAAGAUUAGUUGAAGAAAGAGUAUUGGAGUCAGAAGAGGAAUUCAAGAAAAUGAUCUAAUUAAAGGAGGGACCAAAACAAAGGCCCUUGAGAAUAGCUGAAGAGAAGGAAAGAUUAAAGCAGUAAAAAAAGAGACCGUAAAGUGCAGUUCCCGUUUAAAAGUAAAAGAAAUGA